UUGGCGCAUGUCGGGAGAGAGAUAAGUUGCGACGAUGUUUGAUGUUGCGUUUAGCUAGUAGUCUCGAGUAUGUGUGCACACUCUCAACUAGGUACUUACUCUGUGUACAACACACGUGCAUAAAUAUGUGCAUGCCAAAAGUUUUUGAUCUACGCCGCUACACCGCGCAGUAAUUUUCGCUGUUUGCGCAGCGCGUUUGCGGUUGAAAUAAUUACGUCCACAAAAUGUGUUGUUUUUUUUCUCUCUGAAUGAUCCUGUAUUUGAGUCUGUAAAUUUGUCUUGCGCAGUCAAUACUCGGCAUAGUUUUAAGUUUUAAACUCACAUGCAUGUUCGGCAAGUGCUCGUGUAAUAAAACACAACUACUUUCACCGCGAUAAUCUCGCCAUACGUGUUUGUCCCUACAGUGCCUCACGAAUAUGAUAAAUGAGCAGACGGCAUAACAUUUUUGCCAUUUAUGCGGCGCUGGAAUUUUGAGGGCAUUGGAGCACUUUAAUCGAGUUAAUAAUAACAGAAUGCAAAGUUUUGAAAUGCGGUGGUUUUGACCAGUAUACCCGCAUACAUCAUCUCAGCAUGAAUAAAUUAACGUUGUGUUGAAAGUGUGCGAGUACGGACUGAUAAUAUAAUUUCCUAGCGUAAAAUGUUUACACAAUCCACGUCGAGUCGUUACGCAGGAAAGGAACAAAUUACACCGGUGCUAGCAAAUAUGGCGUCAUCUCAUCACAGCAUGAACGAACAUGAUGUAGUCCAAUACUUAAAACUGCACCCUGAAUUAGUCGAGAAGUACGUGUUGACCGAAGUAGAACCGGAAGUGUUGGAUAGUUGGGCAACACGUCGAACACCAAUGCGAAAAACACAACGCAGCGAAGACGGGCGAAAGACUAGUCUUAGCAAAUGGCGUUGUUUUCAAGAUCGGCGCAAAAUGCUCGAAGAAUUAGUUCAGAGCCUGAAGAAAAAUUUACGCCGCGAACAAGUCCUAUGGGAGUUAGCAAAUUGUAUAACCGCGGCAACAGAUUCCGACGGAUUAAGGCUGUUUCUAAUUGACAACCCCGAACAUCCGGAAAAGUUACGUCUCUACACCGACGGCGAUAACGCCGCACACACUCACGGCAGAUGCGGGUCUGGAUCAUUCAGAUUGGGAUCAGCGGAAGACUCAAGAGAGUUGCGCAACACCAGCCUGCGGAACUUCGUCGUGAAGCACAGGGAGCCAAUUAGAACGGCGCGAAAGCAUCCAGACAAGCGGUAUCCCAAUAGGCAAGUUAUAAAUGGAAACCAAUCCGAUGAUAAAACGGAUCAAGCGGAAAAUUGUGAGCAGUGUGACGCGGAUGACAAUUAUCACUUCAUGUGCCUGCCGGUGAUGCAAUCGAAUCAGGAGAUGUGCGCGGUGCUGGAACUGUACCGAUGCCCGGAUCGUAAUGAAUUCACUUCAGAGGAGGAAGAGAUUGCCCUCAGCUAUUUGAUUUGGGGUGGGAUAGCACUCCAUUAUGCACAACUCUACAACAACAUGAACCAGCAGAGGAGCCUUAAUGCAUUUCUGCUCGAUGUCGUCAGGUCGAUAUUCCAAGAUAUGGUAAGCAUGGAUCCAUUAGUAACCAAGAUAAUGGACUUUGCACAGAAGCUUGUCGACGCUGAUCGAGCGUCACUCUUUUUAUUAGACGAAAAGAACAACUCGCUGUACUCACAGAUCUUUGACGUUGGCGAUAGUUCAUUGAUGGAUCAAAACGAAGAAAUUCGUUUCCCUUUGGGGAAAGGUAUCGCUGGUCACGUAGCCAAAACCGGUGAAAUACUAAACAUAACAGACGCAUACUCUGAUGCACGAUUUAACCCUGAAGUAGAUAAGAAAACAGGUUAUAAAACUAACAGUAUACUCUGUAUGCCAGUAUACAGAAGCAAAAAGUCCAUCAUUGGCGUUGUACAAAUGGUCAAUAAACAUCACGGAGUCUUCACAACUCACGAUGAAGAAGCGUUUAAAACCUUCGCAGUAUAUUGCGGUUUAGCUCUGCAUCAUGCCGAAUUAUACAACCAAAUUAAAAAAUCCGAACAAAAAUACAAAGUAGCUGUUGAAGUUCUAAGUUAUCAUCGGUCUUGCACUGAAGAAGAAUUCCAACAAGCUUUAGAAGAAGAAAUCCCUCUGGCUAUACCAGGUAUAGAUGAUUAUUAUUUUAAUCCGUUUGAAUUAAAGGAGAUGGAGCAGGUCAAGCACGCAAUGUUCAUGUUUUACGAUCUCUUCGACAUGGAAAAGUUCGAUAGACAUAGCAUGCUGAAAUUUACGCUGACUGUGAAGAAGAAUUAUAGGCGAGUGCCUUAUCACAAUUGGACACAUGGAUUCUCCGUGGCCAAUUCGAUGUAUUCUAUCAUCAAGAAAUCUAAACAUGUCUUUAAGGAGGUUGAGAGCCUCGCGCUGUUUAUAGCUGCGUUGUGUCACGACCUGGACCAUCGCGGCAAGAACAAUAAGUACAUGUUGGACACACAAUCGCCGCUUGCGAGCAUUUAUUCAACCUCAACAAUGGAACAUCAUCACUUUAAUCAGACAGUCACCAUUUUACAACAGGAUGGUCAUAAUAUAUUCCACAAACUAUCUAGUGAUCAAUUCAAACAAAUUCUCGCUUUGAUUAAGCAUUGUAUCCUUGCGACUGAUUUGGCCACGUUUUGGGAUACGAGGAAAUCGUUGCAGGCUUUGGUGGACUCUGAUACGUUUUGUCGUGAGAAUGCUGAGCAUAUGUCGCUAUUGCAGGCUAUAGCGAUGACAGCUAGUGAUUUAUCUGCGAGCGCAAAACCGUGGGACGUACAAGUAAAAACGGUGGACAUUAUCUUUAAAGAGUUUUACGAUCAGGGCGAUGCGGAAUUGGCAGCGGGACGCACGCCGAUCCCGAUGAUGGACCGUAGGAGACAUGAGGAGCAGCCGGCUUCCCAGGUGGAGUUCCUACAUAACAUUUGUACGCCCUGCUAUACUCUGCUGUAUAAACUGGUGCCAGAAACCAAACCACUCUUGGAUAUGGUCGAUGAGAAUUUGGAAAAAUGGAAGAUAAAAAAGGAAUCCUCCAUAUUACCAGUCUCCUUAUAAUAAGAUACUUAUUUAUUAAAUAAUAAAAUUAUUACUAACAAUGAAAUUUGUUUAUCAAAUGAUUAAGAUUUAAAUAUAAACUAUGAGUAAGGA
Messenger RNA from Dalotia coriaria, 3154 nucleotides. RefSeq names its product probable 3',5'-cyclic phosphodiesterase pde-5. The coding region runs from base 638 to 3061 and encodes 807 amino acids. NCBI's taxonomy places the organism in Eukaryota, Metazoa, Arthropoda, Insecta, Coleoptera, Staphylinidae. The transcript is spliced from 8 exons. Gene Ontology annotation, biological process: signal transduction; negative regulation of receptor guanylyl cyclase signaling pathway. The record is from RefSeq and is a predicted model, not a curated record. Gene Ontology annotation, molecular function: protein binding; 3',5'-cGMP-stimulated cyclic-nucleotide phosphodiesterase activity.